Molecule: messenger RNA, 1753 nt
Organism: Brassicogethes aeneus
Lineage: Eukaryota; Metazoa; Arthropoda; Insecta; Coleoptera; Nitidulidae
Source: the annotation of a GenBank genome assembly
CUCGGAAAUCGGGUGUUAUUUUUGAGGAUGAAAAUAAUUAAUCUGAAAAUAAUUAAAAUGACACCACACCAGAAUAAUGCUCCUUUCUAUUUCGCUUAAUUUUUAUUAAAACUAUUAAAAAUGUAUUUAAAUUAUUUUACAGGUUAAUGAAAAUUUUAUAUUUACAAUUCAAUUGAGUUCCCCUGGAAACAUCACUUGAAUUUUUAAUUUAGAAAUUGUCUGAAUUUCUAUGUUAAAAAAUACUUGAAUUUCAAACUUGGAAAUUCAUUGAAUUUCAAACUUGGAAAUUCAUUGAUUUACCAAUAUCAAACCUCAUACUCCCCUCACUAGACUAUACCCCUCUCAGGAAUCCCAUCUCUAAAGAUAGUUCUAAUGACCCGUGUUUGUCUUAGGUUAGUUUGUUGUUUACUUUUUCUGUGGUUUCGAAUGUUGACAUCAGAUACUUUAGUUGAUAUAUCUAACAUAUUAAAUAAAACAGGGGGCUUGCAGGGGACGAAUGCCCAGGUUGCCAUUCUCUGCCAGCGGCGGAUUGUUUCAAGAAGGUUGUACGUAUAGAAAAACUAGAAAUAAGGUCUUAACCUCGAAUUUUUCUAGAUUUAAAGCUUGAGCAGACAGGAAACAAAAAAUAAAAUUUUACCCAUCAACCUGCCUUUCCCGUUGGUGCGUUCCAAGACAAGAUGGAACGUCCAUCCCGUGAGCGAAUUUCGCUUAUUCUGGGUAGGAUUCGGAGAGUAAUUGGGAAUGCUUGUCGCAAUUACGACAUUGAUAAAAUUAUUGAUUCUAACACUGUCUCUGAAUUGCGUUCUGCUAUGAAUAAUUUAAGACGCAUAAAAGAAUAUAUUACAGAAGACACAUUUUCCAUGUUGUCAAAUGUUAUAUCUGAUAUAUUUUUGUUGAUUGGUAGCAACAGACAAGAAGAUGAACAGUAUUCAGCCAAGAGAUUUUGUUUCAGAACAGGUCGUCCCAGUGUUGUUAUAUCCACUGGACAAUUACAGCUUAUGAUAAAUGAGAAUUAUACUGUGAAGGAAAUGGCUAGUAAUUUCAAAUGUUCACAGAGUACUGUACGUAAAUAUUUAAAUCAAAGCCAUUUGAGUAUUCGUGGUAAAUACAGUACCAUUGGUGAUGAAGAUUUGAAACAAAUUAUAAGAGAACAAUCUUUAAGUCACCCCAAUUGUGGCUCAGAGAUGAUGUGGGGCUACCUACGAGCCAAGGGUUUAUUUGUGCAAAGAAGGCGAAAGAACCAUCAUGAAUGAGACUGAUCCUGUAGGAACUGCUGCUAGAUGGUCUACAUCUAUAGUACGAAGAAGUUACAAAGUACCUACACCAAAUGCACUGUGGCAUAUGGACGCAAAUUUGAAACUAAGUCGGUUAGUCAUUUUUCAUUUGUACAAUGGGGGAUACGUUGGGAUAAAGAAACUUGAAAACUAGUGGAGAUAUGGAAAAAUAGAUAGUGUUUUCUUGAUCUAUUUUCUUAGUUUCUCUAUCAAAACAUUCAAAUUUACCCACCCUGUAGUUAACCUCUACAUAGUUGUUGUUUUUAGUUGGGGACUGAUAGUACAUGGAUGCGUUGAUGGAUACAGUCGGCUUAUUAUAUAUUUAUCUUGCAAGAUUUCCAUGCAAGCUGGUCCUGUUUUGGAUCUCUUUGUGAAUGCUACGGCAGAUUAUGGAUUACCAUCCAGAGUAAGAUCAGAUCAUGGUUAUGAGAAUGAAUUUGUCGCCAUCUUUAUGAAUUUAAUAAGGGGGUUAGGACGUG